Recurvomyces mirabilis is the source of this 492-nucleotide messenger RNA. RefSeq lists its product as uncharacterized. The record is from RefSeq and is a predicted model, not a curated record. Lineage: Eukaryota; Fungi; Ascomycota; Dothideomycetes; Mycosphaerellales; Teratosphaeriaceae. The transcript has 2 exons. The coding region runs from base 1 to 492 and encodes 163 amino acids.
AUGAGCUGUCUUUUAUCAUCCUUCCAAACUGAUGCACUACAAGACUGCCGCUCGAUUUUCAGACCCAUCCCGGCACUGGACAACCUUGCCGUAACGGAGACCAAAGAAAAGCGUAUUCAAACCAUUAUCGACAAUCUCGCCCGCCACCAACAAGAAGUCCGAGCCAGUGUUCUGCGUGAUGUACAGCGAAGGAUCAGCAAUGAAAGUCCAGCUGCCAUGGACAUUGAUAUAGAUGACCAAAGUGAGGAGCGAGACAAUCAGAACUUCAUUAAGAACGCAAGUACCGCUCUUCCUGAAGGUGCUCCCGACCCAUGCCUGUCGCACGGCACCAUCGUGCCUAUGAACCCAGCAGUCAGGCAAGCAGUGGUGCCCGCCAACUUUCAGCAUGCCCAGGAAGCGGUAGAGCAAGUCGAAGCCUACGACCAAAAUGCCAGGUGGCUGCGCGAAUACUACGGCAGAGCACUCGAACGACAAAAGACUAGUCGUACCUAA